AUGCAGCCCACAACUCCCGUUGUUACACCCCCACCCGUCGUCACCACUCCCCGUAUCACCACUCCUCGAGUGACCACCCAAGUCGUCACCCCACCCCCAGUGGUAGUGACCACAACACCACAGGUGACUACUGUGACAACUACACCAGCGACGCUUCCCCCGCCUUCGAUGUCGGAGGACACCCAGACCAUUUCGCAGACUGUUAUACGGCCCGUUGUUACUACGAGGGUUAGUGUGACGCCUGAUGUGUCGGGCACGUCACUACCGGGACUGACGGGAGGGUGUUCGACCACGAGUAAGAGUGGUGGCGUGUCGACGCUCGUGGUAGCGUUGUCUGUGGUAUUAGGCAUGCUGGUUGUGAUUUAA
Molecule: messenger RNA, 366 nt
Organism: Cyclocybe aegerita
Lineage: Eukaryota; Fungi; Basidiomycota; Agaricomycetes; Agaricales; Hemipholiotaceae
Source: the annotation of a GenBank genome assembly